Contarinia nasturtii (swede midge) is the source of this 2292-nucleotide messenger RNA. RefSeq lists its product as uncharacterized. NCBI's taxonomy places the organism in Eukaryota, Metazoa, Arthropoda, Insecta, Diptera, Cecidomyiidae. The record is from RefSeq and is a predicted model, not a curated record. Gene Ontology annotation, molecular function: RNA binding. The transcript is spliced from 10 exons. The coding region runs from base 351 to 2171 and encodes 606 amino acids.
UGAAAGCAGUAGUGAUACAUGGUGUUAAUUUAGUUCUUCAAUUAAAAAGAAAAGUGUGUUAAGAAUAACUGAAAAGAGAUAAAAACUAAAAACUUUAUUAUAGGGACAAGUGAUAGUUUAAAUCUAAUAUUUAGUUAUAUUCAUUGCGUAUAUGUGUAUUGAGUGAAUGCCGAAUAUAUUUUUAUUAUAAAGGGAAAAAAAUUCUAAGCGCGUUAGUUUUCGCGUUGAAUUGUUGUAUAGACUCAGACUAUAUUUGUUUCAAAUUUCGUGUAUAUAAGAAAGCACAGCGGCUGUUUAGCUAAGAUUUUUACAAAAAAAAAACGCAGCGAAAAAAAUUUAUCGAAAUCAAAAUGAAGCGACACGGUGAUGAUAUGUCCAAUAAAAAUAAACGAUUCUCAUUUACAAGUGAUAAUCGUCCACCGAUACCUCAAUCACCAUCGAGCAGCAACUCAUAUUAUUCAUAUCAAUCACCGAUGUGGGUCGAUCCUCGGACCGAUCCAAAAAAUCAUGCAAAUAUGAAUAUGUAUCAGCCGCAAAAUAUGAUGAUGCAAUGGAGUAGUCCAAGUGCGGCAUUAUACAAUCCGAUGCAGCCACCGCCGCCACUGCCUUUGGACAGACCUCCAAUAGAGACGCCACCACCCCCUCCACCCCACAAUUCAAUGAAUUCACGUCGAAAUCCAAAUAUGGGCAAUAAUAUGCGUCGCACACCCUCUAGAAAUUCACUUCGACCCGAUCAACAGGGGUAUAUGAAUUUAGGGCCAUAUAAAAAGAAUAUAAACCAUCACAGUCAACAAAAUCAUCAAAAUCAUCAAAAUCAUCAGAAUCACAAUAAUCAGAAAAAUGGUUCAAAUCUUAACUCAAGUAUGCCGGGCACAUCGUCCAAAUCAAAUAAACCGAAUGACGGCAAACCAGAAGAUAAUAAUUCCCCAAAACCCACACUCAAGGUUAAUAAAAAAGCACGUAGAAAACCAAUGUCUGAACGGUACACAUGCAAAAAAGAGUGGAACAAAGAAGACGCACAUAAAGCAUUAACAUUAGAAAAUGCAUAUAAUCAUUUAAUAAAAAAGGUGCCCAUGUUAAUUUUACGAUUCCCUGAUCCUGAACUCAACAAAGCAUUAAUUCACUCAUAUUCACCCGCAAUUGAAACAGUUCAUUUUCAACAACCAUCCCGAGCCCGAUACUGUUUCGUACAAUUAAAACCCGAUGCCGAUAUCGAACAAGUGAAAAAAGAAAUUUCACAAAUCGAAUUUGGCACCGGUAAAAUAUCCGUGGAAAAUAAAAUAACUCGUCAUGAAGUUUCUGAAGUAACGCCCGAGCAACUAGAUCCAUAUACACUGUAUGUUGGUAAUUUACCAACAAAAUUAAAUGUUACAGUUUUCAAAGAGAAAUUUCCAACGGCAAAACGAAUUGAUAUUGGUUAUGCUCAACGUACAAAAUUUACGCGUUACGCAUUUCUUCACUACGAUUCUGUCGAAGAUUCAAUGGAAGCAUUUAAAAGUACAUAUAAUUUAACAAUCGACGCCAGAAGUCUGGUUGUUCGAUUUAGACGCAACAAAGGCAGCGUUGGUUUAUCAGAAAAAGGCAAAAAAACCAAAAAGGAGGAAGGAGAAGGCACUGAUGGUGAUAAAAAAGAAGUUAAAAAACCAUCAGGUGCACCACUCUUUGACGAUGAAAUGGUUGAUAGCAAAGCAAAUGUUAAAGAGAAGGCAGAAGAACUGCGAAAACAAGGCUAUGGACUUAACGCAUCAAAUGAUACUCUUCUUGGUACUAAUGUUAAACAAGAGCCAGUCUCUGAGGACGAAAAUAAUUCGGAAGAUGGUUUCUGUUACGAUGGAGACAACGAUCCAUACGAUGAAGAAGAUGCUUUUGGCCAUAGUGAUUUUGACGGCAGUGAUAAUGAUUAUGACGACGAUAAUAAUGAAUAUGAAAACUCUGGAUCAAAGAGUUAUGGAAGCCAACAUUGGGAGCUGAAAAGUGCUCCAAAUAUAUCAAAUGUGAAAGAGGAAAAGCCUGAUGACUAUGCAGAACCCCCACAGAAAACGCCAGAAAAUAAGGAAACCGACACAGACAAAGACAACGACAACGACGAUGCUGAUGACGAUCUAUUUGACGAUUUGAAUCCCGAUGAUGGCUUGGAUGAUGGACUGGAUAUUGGAUUAGACGAUUUAUAAGCGCCAACUUAGCACAUUGCACAAUAUGCAAAUCAUAUGUUCGAAAUUGUUCUAUCCAAUGACCUUUUUUCUUUCUUUUUUUUUAAAUUCAAAUAGCAUACUUCUUUUUUUUAUUGAAUAA